AUGGACUGGCUGGCUGUGCGGGCAGUGCAGGGGCGUGUCCCUUCCACCCUCUGUGUCCCUGUGUCUCUGUAUCCCUGUGUCCCUGUAUCUCUGUGUUCCUGUGUCCUUGUGUCUGUGUCUCUGUGUCCCUCCAUCUCUGAGUCCCUCCAUCCCUGGGUCUCUGUGUCUCUGUGUCUGUGUCCCUGUGUCUGUGCCCCUGUGUCUCUGUGUCCCUAUGUCCCUGUGUUUUUGUGUCCUUGUGUCUCUGUGUCCCUGUGUUUCUGUGCCCUUCUGUCCCUGUGUCUCUGCAUCCCUGUGUCCUUCUCCCUGUGCCCUUGUAUCCCUCUGUCUCUCUGUGUCUCUGUGUCCCUGUAUCCCUGUGUCCCUGUGUCCCUGUGUCUCUGUGUCCAUGUCCUUGUGUCUGUGUCCCUGUGUCCCUGCGUCCCUGUUUCUCUGUAUCCCUGUGUCUCUGUGUCCUUGCAUCCCUGUGUCUGUGUCUCUGUGUCCCUCCGUCUCUGUGUCCUUCCAUCCCUAGGUCUCUAUGUCUCUGUGUCUGUGUCCCUGUGUCUGUGUCUCUGUGGCCCUGUGUCUUUGUGUCCCUGUGUCUCUGUGUCCCUGUGUCCCUGUGUCCUGUGUCUCUGUCCCUGUGUCUCUGUGGCCUUGUGCCCCUGUGUCUCUGCGUCCCUGUGUCCCUAUAUCCCUCUGUCUCUGUGUCCCUGUGUCUCUGUGUCCCUGUGUCCUUGCGUCUGUGUCCCUGUGUCCCUGUGUUUCUGUGUCUUUGUGCCCCUAUGUCCUUGUGUCCUGUGUCUCUGUGUCCCUGUGUCCCUAUAUCCCUCUGUCUCUGUGUCCCUGUGUCUCUGUGUCCCUGUGUCCUUGCGUCUGUGUCCCUGUGUCCAUGUUUCUGUGUCUUUGUGCCCCUGUGUCCUUGUGUCCUGUGUCUCUGUGUCCCUGUGUCCCUGUGUCUCUGUAUCUCUGUGUCUCUGUGUCCUUGCGUCCCUGUGUCUGUGUCUCUGUGUCCCUCCAUCUCUGAGUCCUUACAUCCCUGGGUCUCUGUGUCCCUGUGCCUGUGUCCCUGUGUCUCUGUGUCCUUGUGUCUUUGUGUCCUAGUGUCUCUGUGUCCCCGUGUCCUGUGACUCUGUGUCCUUGUGUCCCUGUUUCUGUGUCUUUGUGUCCCUGUGUCCUUGUGUCUUGUGUCUCUGUGUCCCUGUGUCCCUUUGUCCCUGUGUCUCUGUCCCUGUGUCCCUGUGUUUCUGUGUCUGUGUCCCUGAGUAUCUGUGUCCCUGUGUCCCUGUGUCUCUGUGUCCCUGUGUCCUUGUGUCCCUGUGUCUAUGUCCCUGAGUCCCUGUGUCCCUGUGUCUCUGUGUUCCUGUGACUCUGCAUCUCUGUGUCCCUGUGUCUCUGUGUCUCUCAUCUUUUUUAGGACACCACUCACCUGGAAUUAGAACCCGCCCUACUCCAGCAUGACCUCAUGCUGACAAUGCCACCUAGUGACUCACAGAGACCCUCUAGGACAGAGUAGAACUUCCCAUAG
This is a messenger RNA of Loxodonta africana (African savanna elephant), 1510 nucleotides long. RefSeq names its product keratin-associated protein 16-1-like. The record is from RefSeq and is a predicted model, not a curated record. NCBI's taxonomy places the organism in Eukaryota, Metazoa, Chordata, Mammalia, Proboscidea, Elephantidae. The transcript has 2 exons. Bases 1 to 1086 code for a protein of 361 amino acids.